Molecule: messenger RNA, 996 nt
Organism: Loa loa (African eye worm)
Lineage: Eukaryota; Metazoa; Nematoda; Chromadorea; Rhabditida; Onchocercidae
Exons: 6
Coding region: 1-996 (331 amino acids)
Molecular function (GO): structural constituent of cuticle
Source: RefSeq, a predicted model, not a curated record
AUGGGACAAUCCUCCCAGUCAGCACUGACUAUGCGACAGCGCAUGUAUCACUUCGUUACCGGUCUACAAAUUGCCUGUAGUUUCGUAUCAUUAUUGAUAUUGUGCAUUGCUCUACCUGUUAUGUAUAAUAAUGUUCAAACAACGAUUGAUUAUGUCGAUAAUGGAAUACAAUUCUGUGAGCAUUCAAACGAAGAAGCGCUGUUGCAAGUAGAACGAGGGAAAUCUUAUAUUACUUCAAACAGGACAAAGCGUCAAACUUAUGAUCAGAGCGAUGACUUUCAGACCUUAAAUCCAUUCCACAGAAAUUCCAUGUUGGAUGAAGUAACCGGCACACCGAUCGAAACAGAAUGUCCAGGUUGCUGUAUUCCAGGUCCGCCAGGACCGCGUGGUGCAGGGGGCGCACCUGGCAGGCCCGGAUCUCCAGGACCAGCAGGUAAACCUGGCAUUCCUGGAGCAACUCCAAACCAAACAUGCCCAAUACAGACAAAUCGACCGCCUCCGCCAUGUCGUCCGUGCCCAAAAGGUCCUCCGGGUAUCAAGGGAUGGCCUGGAUUUCCUGGAGAUCCGGGUCCAGUUGGUGAACCUGGAGCAAAGGGUAAAGAUGGCGAAGACGGUGAACCGGGUGAACCAGGGCCGCAAGGUCCGCCAGGUUUUCAAGGAGGACCUGGUGUGCCAGGUGAUAAAGGCCCAACACCAGAAGCUGAACUUAGAGAAGGCCCACCUGGGGAUCCGGGACCAAUUGGACCCAUUGGUCCUCCUGGUCUGCCAGGACUACCUGGUCGAAAUGGGAUGACAGGGCCACAAGGAGAACGCGGAUGGCCAGGUCUGCCAGGUGAGCCAGGUGAACCCGGAUACCCUGGUCCAGAAGGUCCAUCAGGUGAACAAGGACCUCCAGGAGAACCGGGAAUCUGCGUUUGUCAGAAUGUUGACUCGAUUAUCCUCGUGAAUCCAUCUGCUUCUCAACCUCGGAUAGCGGAACGUGUACAAGUAAACUAA